AUGAACAUAGCUGACACCGGAGACAUGUUCGUCAUUAAAUUCGUUCUGCUGACGUAUCGGCUAUUAGGAAUGGCUCCCGUGACGAUCUCUAAAACCCAAUCAUCAAAAUUGAAAUUCUCCCAGUCGUGGACGGGUGCAGUCUACAAUCUCAGUCUGAUCACAGGAGUCUUGACAGAAUGCUCUCGGCAGAUACCAACUAUGCUGGGAGAGAGUUCUAACGACGAGACAUCCUUCUCCCAGAUGUACCGGAAUGUCCUGAUUGUCUCCGGCAACACUUUUCUCGUUAUUCUGCUCCUCAGAUUCUGCCUUUGUCAGCGCAAACUCACCGAAAUUGGGAAUGAAUUAGUCGAAAUGGACAGAUAUCUCGAUCAGCUACCGGGGAUUUAUCACUUGAGAGCUGGAAGGACUUACGUAUUUUUUGUCUUAACAUUGCAUUUGACGAUUAUAAUCACAUACUGUGCUCUUUAUCUAGCCGUUCACCCAAUUAAACCUGCCUUCUUCACAAUGAUUGUUUUCCCCUGCACAGUCAUGAGCUUCUACACCCUCCAAUAUUCCCUCGUUGUAUUCGUCAUCGAGAGACGAUUCACGAGCUUGAACGAAGCUCUUGCGUCUGUGGAAACGAAGACUGUUGGGGUCAAUGACAGAUCAGUCGUCAGCAUCUUUGUGAUCAAACGGGCGUAUGCGAGACUCUAUAGGAUUUGCUCGGAGAUAUCCAACUUCUACGCACCACUGACCGUACUCAUCGUUGUUAAUCUUUCAACGUCACUUCUUUACGAGCUUUAUAAAAUCUUCUUCGGCCUCACUCGACGCAGUUCGGUCCUACCUUCACCAACGAUCAAAUUCAUUCUUGGGUUUCUGUGGAUAUCCGUCCGAAAACUCCCUAUUGUAUUGUUAACGAGCACUGUUAGGAAAUGUCACAUGCAGAUGCAGAUGACUUCUGACGUCGUUCAUAAAUUGCAGGAUAAGUUGGGUGCAUGUCGAGAUGUUAAAUCCGAAUUGAAGAAUUUUAUUACUGAUCUUAUGCAUAGGAGCUUUCAAUUCACGGCUUAUGGGAUGUUUCGCAUCGAUUGCUCACUCCUGAAAUCGAUCGUCAGUACCAUGACAACAUACUUCGUCCUCUUCAUUCAAUUUCAAUUGGCAUCGGACAAAGGGGCGUCAGAAUAA
Molecule: messenger RNA, 1164 nt
Organism: Diachasma alloeum
Lineage: Eukaryota; Metazoa; Arthropoda; Insecta; Hymenoptera; Braconidae
Gene: Gr13
Product: putative gustatory receptor 28b
Exons: 4
Coding region: 1-1164 (387 amino acids)
Biological process (GO): sensory perception of taste
Cellular component (GO): neuronal cell body; dendrite; axon
Source: RefSeq, a predicted model, not a curated record